GGGAAGGGGUGGGGUUUCGCGCUAAUGAAGUCUGCUUUAGAGCGAGGCCUGGGACGGGCCCGGAGACGGGGACCCGGAGGGAGCGGGGGCGUGCCCUAAGGGAGUGGGCGUGGCCUGGAGAUCUGGGCCGCAGGUGGCUUCCCAAGGCCUGCUGUGCGAGCGAUCUGGGGUUUCUUAGUGGUGUUUGGGUGACUACCGUGUUGCUGCUCCACAGGAGGAUGCUGGUGGUGGAGGUGGCGAACGGCCGCUCGUUGGUGUGGGGCGCCGAGGCGGUGCAGGCGCUGCGGGAGCGCCUGGGCGUGGGGGGCCGCACGGUGGGCGCCCUUCCUCGCGGGCCCCGCCAGAACUCGCGCUUGGGCCUCCCACUGCUGCUUUUGCCCGAAGAGGCGCGCCUCCUGGCCGAGAUCGGUGCCGUUACCCUGGUCAGCGCCCCUCGCCCGGAUCCCAGCCAGCACGCCCUGGCUUUGGCGUCAUACAGAUGCCAGCAGGAGCAGAGCUUCCAGGAGCAAAGCGUGUUGGCGGCCGAGGCCCGUGAGAACCGGCGUCAGGAGCUGCAAAAGAAGAUCGCCGAGGGCCAGGCUGCCAAGAAGCAGAAGCUGGAGCGGGAUGCUAGGGCCGGCGGGAGCCGAGCUGCCGAAGGGAGCCAGACUGAGCCCGAGCCUGAGCCUGAGCCCCAGAAGGAAAUCAAGACAGGAGGUGGCCAGGCCUCUGGGGAGCCAAGGGAAGCAGGGCCCUCCUCUCCUCGAGUAGCUUCGGACAGAGUGGUGCCCUUGCCCAGGUCUGCCCUGCUGGUCCAGCUGGCCACCUCCAGGCCUCGGCCUGUGAAGGCCAGGCCCCUGGACUGGCGCGUGCAGUCCAAAGACUGGCCCCAUGCUGGCCAGCCCGUCCACGAGCUGCGCUAUAGCAUCUACAGAGACCUGUGGGAGCGUGGCUUCUUCCUCAGCGCAGCGGGCAAGUUUGGAGGUGACCCGCUGCGUUUCCACGCGCACUACAUUGCUCAGUGCUGGGCUGCCAAGGACCCCAUCCCGCUGCAGGACCUGGUCUCUGCAGGCCGCCUGGGGACCAGCGUGAGGAAGACGCUGCUGCUGUGCUCCCCACAGCCCGAUGGCAAGGUAGCCUACACCUCCCUGCAGUGGGCCAGCCUGGGAUGAGGCCAGAUGUGGUCUGGCUGGAGCCUCCCACAUUCUCCACAGGGCAGCACCUGCUUCUCUCUGGGUUAGUUUUGACCCCUGGGCCUGAGCGCUCCUGUCCAUUGGCUCUUCCAUUUGGGGACUUGGCUGUAUACUUUGGUUUUCCGUGUCCAGGCUGCAGGCUUCUUAGGAGUGGGGGCUGGGUUCCAUUUAGCUCUGUUUUCUGCAGGGCUGAGGGCCCAGCACCUCUCAAUAAACUUGUGGAGUGUUUGUCACA
Molecule: messenger RNA, 1407 nt
Organism: Cavia porcellus (domestic guinea pig)
Lineage: Eukaryota; Metazoa; Chordata; Mammalia; Rodentia; Caviidae
Gene: Tsen34
Product: tRNA splicing endonuclease subunit 34
Exons: 4
Coding region: 219-1151 (310 amino acids)
Biological process (GO): tRNA splicing, via endonucleolytic cleavage and ligation; tRNA-type intron splice site recognition and cleavage
Cellular component (GO): tRNA-intron endonuclease complex
Molecular function (GO): nucleic acid binding; tRNA-intron lyase activity
Source: RefSeq, a predicted model, not a curated record